AUGCACCCCGGGCUCACAUCCCACCUCCUUAGACGACCUUGGCUUUCACUGCCUGCCCAACACGAGGGCAAAGGAGGUGACAAUGACCUCGCCGACGGUCUCAACGUUGCCGACGUCCUUCGCGAGAGACAUCCUGACCUUUUCCAAGUCCUGGUCGACACCCCCGUCUAUUUUCAGGAAAGCCUUCCCCCAAAUCACUUUAUUGAUUCGAUAGAUUCACGAGAGUCCCCGUUGUCAUGCGACAUCCUCGUCCUGGACAACACCCGAGUCCUGCACGGGCGCCAGGCCUUCGAGCCGGACGUGUCAUCGGGUCCUCGGCACAUCCACAACGCCUACAUUGACUGGGACGAGUUGAGGUCGAAGAGGCGGGUCCUGCAGAGGAGGUUCAAGGUGGAUCUUGCCUGAGGGGGGCGUGGUUUCAGGGGAUGAAUCUUUUUUUUUAAGUUGGAUGACUUUUUUUUUUAAGUUUUCGUUUUUUU
Penaeus vannamei (Pacific white shrimp) is the source of this 479-nucleotide messenger RNA. NCBI's taxonomy places the organism in Eukaryota, Metazoa, Arthropoda, Malacostraca, Decapoda, Penaeidae. The record is from RefSeq and is a predicted model, not a curated record.